Ilyonectria robusta is the source of this 381-nucleotide messenger RNA. RefSeq lists its product as uncharacterized. NCBI's taxonomy places the organism in Eukaryota, Fungi, Ascomycota, Sordariomycetes, Hypocreales, Nectriaceae. The coding region runs from base 1 to 381 and encodes 126 amino acids. The transcript has a single exon. The record is from RefSeq and is a predicted model, not a curated record.
AUGAAAUUCACUGUUGCUCUCAUUUUCACCACUCUGGCCACUGCCUCACCUCUGUCGGUCCGCCAAGAUGACGCCCUCACCAUCGUCAAUGACGCACUGGACGAUGCCCGCUCCGCGUCCGCCAACAGCAUCAUGAACACUCAAGGCGAAGGUCGCCAGCUCCUCGAGUGCGGAAGUCUGUGCACACAGUGCCGCAACGGAGCCAUCACCACUGCGCUCGGAGAAGUCGCCCUUUGCGGCACGGCUGCCCUAGCGGUUGAGGUCGCCACCGCUGGCAUUGCGACUAUCCUUGAGGUCGCCGGUUUCGUUGCAUGCGAAGCCACUGUUAUCGGCACUUUGAACACGGCCGAGGCAGAAUGCCAGGGUCUUGCUGAUCCCUAA